Anopheles stephensi (Asian malaria mosquito) is the source of this 2483-nucleotide messenger RNA. RefSeq lists its product as uncharacterized. The coding region runs from base 557 to 1888 and encodes 443 amino acids. The record is from RefSeq and is a predicted model, not a curated record. NCBI's taxonomy places the organism in Eukaryota, Metazoa, Arthropoda, Insecta, Diptera, Culicidae. The transcript has 8 exons.
CAGAGUGUAGUCCGGAAAAGCUUGCUGCCAAGACGAAGUUCGAGUUGUACGUUAGUGUUUUUGUAGCGAUCGUGAUCGGUAUCGUUCAGCGGUAUCGCAGUGACGGUACAGUGAAACCAUAACAAAGUGCAACAGACAAAAUAAUAAUAAAAUUCGACAUUCCCGGCUGUGUUUGUGUAUGUGUGUGUGCGUUUGAAGUGGGGAAGGAAAAUUGUCACUGAAAAAACCGCCGUUUGACAACGGUUGGAAAAUUAUUGUCCCCAUUCCUGGCGUGUGCGCUGCGACGAUUGCGUUCCCGUGCCAGUUUGCGUUCGGGUUGAGCUGCUGCAGUUGAUGACUGUGUUGAAGUUGCUGAGCUACCGGUCGUGCAGUGAUUACGGCUCAUUUGAUCGAGGGCAGAGCAGAAUCGGCUUUCAGUAGAAUCAUCGACAACCAGGUUUGAUCGCCGGUGGGUGCUAUAGUAGUCGUUCGGAGCAAAGAUUUGAAUGACGAAGAGUGUGCGAUAAGGCACACACACACACUGUACAUUCCCUCCCGCUUCUAACGGAACCGGCCAAUGCUGACAACGAAAGCCAAGAUGAAACUGUUGAGGUCAAGCCUUGUCGAGUGUAGCAGUGGUCAUCUGGUGGCGGUACUCUUUACGGUGUUGCUGCCAUUGGUUCGGGCACAGGAUUAUGAUGUGACGGACAUACAGUGUUCCUUCGCCUCGCAAGGCUCCAACCUGGGCGACAUUAUAACGGCAAAGCUGAAGAAACCGAUCGGCUUCAAGGGUGCACCACUGUUCGCGGACGAUCGAGGUGUGAAUCCGGAAACUGAUUUUGCCUGCUCCAUCAAGCAAGAUCGUAAAGAUGUGAGCGAGCUUGCGUACGAUUUGAAGAUUACCGAUUUCUCACGGUGCGGUGUGCUGAAACGAAAUGGGUUCGUGCACGUCCGCAUCUGGUUUCCGCAAUUUCCCUCGGUUGUAAUGCAAUCCGAUCAGGAGCUGAUCAUCAUGUGUAAACCGCCGGAACCGACCGUUAUCCAGAACAAGGCGGCCGGGUUCGCGGGAAGUUUUCCUCACGGUGCACGUGUUUCCGGCGUGGUCGAGGAGACUCCUGGACGGCUAGAAUACGAAGUGGCACUGUACAAGGAAGCACCACCGAUCGCACGGAUUAGCGGUAAUCUGGCAGGAUUGAAGAACCAUUCGUCGUCCUCGCUACCGGCCGUAACGAACAACGAGGUGCCGGUCGAUCAGGCGGUACCGAUUGGGACGAAGCUACAGUUACGGGCCCGCAUCAGCUCGCAGAGUGUGUGGAAGUAUGUGAAGCUGAUGGAGGUAACGGUAUCGCCCGAUCCGGACGAUCCGCAUGCGCAAGGAUCGGUUUCGUUGGUUCGCGAUGGCUGUCGGAACCGUGACUUUGCGUCGAUCAUUCCCCAUCAGCCGGCACGGUAUCGUGAUAAGCCGAACGAAGUGUUUCUCGACUUUGAAGCAUUCCUGCUGAGCUCCAUGAAGGAACGGAGUACGCUGUGGAUUCAUUCGCAGAUUAAGGCGUGUAUGGAUGCGAUGGACUGUCAGCCCGAUUUCUGUCUCGAUAUGUAUGAACCCUCGAAGCGACUUGGCAGAAGGCGGCGUGAUGAGCAAUCGCGGAACCGUACGGAAUAUACCAAGUUUAAGGAAAACAUCGAAUAUACUGUCAUUAUGCCGGGCGAAUAUGACGAUGCGAUGCGCUACCAACAGAACCCCGAGCAGUGUAAAAACUUUGUCGUUAUAUCUGGCUUACUAGCUGCACUGUUGGCACUUUCCACCGUGAUAACAUGUGGACUAGCGACACGCAUGCAAGGCAGCGGUAAAAAGAGUAUCGACGAGCUCAACGCCAAAGGAUACUCCGGCCGGGCGAUUGUGCAGUGACUUGUGGCACCACUUCGAUACACAUCGAUGCUUCUCUUGCGCACAUGUAGGAUUGUGUAGGACCCCUAUUGUUACGUAGCGUAACAACACGUCACCAAACGAAAGCUUAAUCAAAGAUACGCAUGGAACCCGAGUUGCAAUAUUUAGUAUCACUAUUUGCCUUUUUUUUUGUUUUGCUUCCACUUAGUGACUUAGUUAAUUUCGCUAGUAGCGUUUAGUGCUUAGAGAUAGAAAAACAGACGAAUCAAUAUCUGUAAUCAAGAGCUGCUAGCUGCUGCUCUUAUAAGAGACGAUUGAUUGCUUAAGCCUGAUUUUUAAAUCCACUCCGCUUCGAUCCCCGCAACGAAACGGUGCCCUUUUAAAGGUUAGGCUUACCAUAAGUCGAACAAAGUAGUAUUACGACAAUUUAGAUUGCAUUUCACGAAUAGUAUUAGAACCGUUUUACUACUGGAAUAGACACGCUGACGAGGUAUUUAUUGUGCAUUUACGCGCGUAGCGGAUGAUUUAGUUCUAUUGAAUCAUCCUGAAUAGGAAUGGUGGUCGAAUCGAUGAAAAUUUGUCGUUAUUUGAUAAGAUUCUACCCAGUGGUCGGUAC